AUGGAGGACGGCAGGAGAGCCCCCAUCGCCGUCGUCGGCUGGGCGUGCACAACCCUGUGCUUGGUCUCCUGUGCGGCCGCCUUCUCGCACGGCGCCAGCCUUUCCGCCUGCACCGACAUGAUGCCCAGGCACCUGCGAGCCCAGCUGCACAGCCCCAGCAACAACUAUGUCACUGUCCACACCAACAUGUCCUUCUACUUCCCCGGUGACAAGGUUCCAGUGACGGUAAGGAGCACCCGGGAUUUCAUGGGCUUUUUGCUUCAAGCUCGCAAAGUGUCUAACGACGAAAUCGCUGGCACAUUCAUCUUCAUGCCUCCCGGUUCCAAGCUGCUGACUUGUUUUGAAGAUGGUGACACCGUCACCCACUCGGACAAGUCACUGAAGAGAAAUCUGUCCUUCGUAUGGAAAGCACCAGACCAACCCAUUGGAGACAUCAAGUUUUUCAUCUCCGUAGUCCAGUCGUACUUCGUUUACUGGGCAAAGAUCGAAUCUGCUAUCGUGGCUCAGCGAGGGCAAAACAAAACGCUUGCUGGCAGCGGCAAGAAGCCCGACGCCGUAACCCCCGUGUCCUCGCAGCGACCGGCUGACCCACACCCCACAGGUCCCACCUCUCCCGCGGCUGCCACCGGUUCCCCCCCGCGCACCCCCGUGCCGCCUGCCAGCCCCACCGGCAUCGCGGCAACGCCGGCACCGGAGCCAGGUUUCGGUGUCGGGUCAGAUGCCCGUCCUGUCGCUGAGCCGAAGCAGCCAGCCCGGCUUUCACGGUCCAGCGGCCGGGGGCUGGAGCCGUCCCUCCCCGGCCGAGACCCCGCCACGGCGGACGCCUUGCGAGGUUUCCUCUCCCGGGAUGAUGCCUCCAGCUACAGCACCUCUGACAGGGCAGGAAGCGUUGCCAGCGCUGCCACCCCGCGCUUGUGUUUGAUGUGUAAAGAAGACGGGCAGGCCAGUACUGAGAGCGGGGCCGGCUUGAAAGCCACCCCGCGUGUGACAGCAUCUCCUUCCGCCCCGCACGAACACGCUCACCUGGGUGAUGCCGCUGCGACAACAGCUUGGUUUGGCGAUGCCGACACUGCCGGCAAUUUGUCAUCGGCUUCAAGGCAAAUGGCAGAAAGAAAUCCGGCGCCGCAGCCGGAGGAGGCAGGCGCCAGGGGCGAGGAGGAGGAGGAGAAGGCAGCGGGUGGGAAUACCCUGCCAUGGGUGACCAGACCAGCUCCGGAAUCUGCUGUUCCCGGGAGUGGGGAAGACCGUGGCAGAGGGACCCGACUCCUAGCAGCCCAGCUGGGCAUCCUCCUGGUCUGCACCGCCGCCCUGGGCCUGGCGCUGGCAGCCGCCGUGCGCUGUGUCUGUGCCCAGCAUUGCCACAAGCGGACGGAGGUCUCCUUCAGCGAGCCGGACCCCGACGUCAUCGCCGUCAGAGAAAACGGGGAGGUGAUGCACUUCCGAAAGAUCCGGGAGAACAGCUUCGUGCUGGUGCAAGCCGAGUACAACUGGGUCAGCCCCUCAAGCAGCGGGAAGAAGACAAUCAUCUGA
This is a messenger RNA of Gavia stellata (red-throated loon), 1530 nucleotides long. RefSeq names its product reeler domain containing 1 (gene REELD1). Gene Ontology annotation, molecular function: oxidoreductase activity, acting on metal ions. NCBI's taxonomy places the organism in Eukaryota, Metazoa, Chordata, Aves, Gaviiformes, Gaviidae. The record is from RefSeq and is a predicted model, not a curated record. Bases 1 to 1530 code for a protein of 509 amino acids. The transcript has 6 exons.